AUGGUGGUGGAGAAUUUACGGCGGAUGGGGAUGCGGAAGCUGACCGUCGUGCAGCGAUACGCGAUGCCGCUCGCGGGACCGCGAGGAGUAGACGUGCUGUGUAACGCGCCGACGGGGAGCGGGAAGACGGCGGCUUUCAUGCUUCCGCUCAUCUCGAGAUUGGUCAGAGAGAGCGCGGAGGCGCCGACGGAGGCAGAGGUUGUCGAUGGAGAGUUUGGGGUGCCGGCGAGACCGAAGGUCCUCGUCUUGGCGCCGACGAGGGAGCUGGCGCUGCAAAUUCAUAUGGAGACUCGAAAGUUUAUCUUCGGGACGCCUCUGUGGUGCGCGUGCGCGUACGGGGGAUCGUCUAUUAAACCACAGCUGGAGGAACUGGCGUUUGCGCCGGAGAUUAUCGUCGCCACGCCGGGAAGAUUGUUGUCCAUGGUGCGAGAAGACGCGCGCUACGUGGAUUUGUCGGGCGUCCAGACACUCGUGAUGGACGAAGCCGAUCGCAUGCUCGACAUGGGUUUCGAGCCACAGCUCAACGAACUUCUCGGGGACUACGGCAUUCCGGCCAAGAACGAGCGUCAGACUCUAAUGUUCUCCGCGACGUUUCCGCCGCAAGUUUUGCGGCUCGCGAGUUAUUACAUGCGCGCGCCUCCCCACGCUGCGCGGGUCAUCUGCGGCCGCGUCGGAUCGACCGUCGCAAACAUUAAGCAGGUUCUCAUCGAGACUCCACAUUUGAGGGAACAAAAGUUGCCAUAUUUACUGCGCGUAUUAGAAGCCGUCGAGGCAAAGCGCGAGAACGACGGCGAAGAUGUCGGUUUGACGUUGAUUUUCUGCAAGCAAAAAGGCACCGCCGAGUGGUUGCGGCAACAAAUCGUCGAAGUCACUCCCUCGCUCGCGGUCGAAGAGCUGCACGGGUCGCUCACGCAAGGUGCGAGACUUCGCGCGUUGGAUGCGUUCGCAACCGGCGCCGCGAAAAUACUAGUCGCCACCGACGUCGCGGCCAGAGGCUUGGACAUGCCGGAUGUCAACCACGUCAUAAAUUUCGACAUGCCGACGAAGAAGAGUGAAUUCGACGAUUACAUUCACCGUAUCGGUCGAACCGGUCGCGCAGGGCGCAAAGGCAUCGCCACUUCUUUCUACAUCCCCGGUUUCGCCGAGGACAUAGGCAAUGGACCCAUUUACGAAAAUUUAAAGCUCGUGUUUGAGGAAACGCAGAACGAACUUCCGGGAUGGUUUCUGCAAUCGCGUGAUGCGCGAGGGUCUGUGGGAGGCAUUAGCUCGGCUUACGAUAGAGGAUUCAAAGGCGGUCGCGCGCGUAGAUUUUAA
Messenger RNA from Ostreococcus lucimarinus CCE9901, 1314 nucleotides. RefSeq lists its product with no specific name. The record is from RefSeq and is a predicted model, not a curated record. Gene Ontology annotation, molecular function: RNA binding; RNA helicase activity; ATP binding. The coding region runs from base 1 to 1314 and encodes 437 amino acids. The transcript has a single exon. NCBI's taxonomy places the organism in Eukaryota, Viridiplantae, Chlorophyta, Mamiellophyceae, Mamiellales, Bathycoccaceae. Gene Ontology annotation, cellular component: nucleus.